AUUUACACACCAACACCAUAAUCAUAAACACGUAUAUAUAUAGCAUUAUCCCUCACCAUUUUUCUAUCAUAAACUUUGCUUAAAAAAAUCGAAUCACAAAGAGAGAGAGAGAGAGAGAGACCUUUGAAGACUUCAUCAAUGGCUGUCAAACUUUACAUCGUAUACUACUCCAUGUACGGACAUGUGGAGAAACUAGCAGAAGAAAUAAAGAAAGGUGCUGCUUCUGUGGAAGGCGUUGAGGCCAAAUUAUGGCAGGUACCUGAGACACUGCAAGAGGAGGUGCUUGGAAAGAUGAGUGCACCACCCAAGAGUGAUGUACCACUCAUCACACCAAAUGAACUGUCUGAGGGUGAUGGUUUUGUCUUUGGCUUCCCAACAAGAUUUGGAAUGAUGGCUGCUCAAUUCAAAGCUUUUCUUGAUGCUACUGGUGGUUUGUGGAAAGCACAAUCGCUUGCAGGCAAGCCUGCCGGAAUCUUCUACAGCACUGGUUCUCAAGGUGGAGGACAAGAGACUACAGCGCUUACUGCUAUUACUCAGCUGGUUCAUCAUGGAAUGAUAUUUGUUCCAAUCGGUUAUACAUUCGGAGCCGGCAUGUUUGAGAUGGAGCAAGUGAAAGGUGGGAGUCCAUAUGGUGCAGGAACAUACGCCGGUGAUGGUUCAAGACAGCCAAGUGAGCUUGAAUUGCAGCAAGCAUUCCAUCAAGGGAAAUAUCUUGCAACCAUCACAAAGAAGCUUAAGGAAGCUGCAUAAUGUUGAUUUCAUAUAUAGACAUAUACUAUAUAUUAAACUACACCGAAAUAUUGCUUUAAACCCUUACCAUUUACCAUUUUUUAGACUUGGAAUAUAUCUGUCAUAUUUUCCUGUUUCUACAAAAAAAAAUCCUUCCAAUUUACAAAAAGAAAAUGCUUUGUAUGUGUGUUAUAUAGGAUGCAGUGGUUGUUGCAGAUUUGUUGAAUGAUGAAAGUUUGCUUGUAUUGUUUGUUCUUGUUAGGCUGGGAAAAUACUUAUUCCUAUAUUUUGUAAUGAACUUUAAUUCCAAUAAGCAAACAUUUAUAUA
This is a messenger RNA of Medicago truncatula (barrel medic), 1057 nucleotides long. Its product is annotated as NAD(P)H dehydrogenase (quinone) FQR1. Gene Ontology annotation, molecular function: FMN binding; NAD(P)H dehydrogenase (quinone) activity. The transcript is spliced from 4 exons. Bases 139 to 750 code for a protein of 203 amino acids. Gene Ontology annotation, cellular component: membrane. The record is from RefSeq and is a predicted model, not a curated record. NCBI's taxonomy places the organism in Eukaryota, Viridiplantae, Streptophyta, Magnoliopsida, Fabales, Fabaceae.